Messenger RNA from Perkinsus marinus ATCC 50983, 366 nucleotides. Its product is annotated as Protein hesB, putative. Gene Ontology annotation, molecular function: 2 iron, 2 sulfur cluster binding; iron ion binding; 4 iron, 4 sulfur cluster binding. Bases 1 to 366 code for a protein of 121 amino acids. Gene Ontology annotation, biological process: iron-sulfur cluster assembly. The record is from RefSeq and is a predicted model, not a curated record. The transcript is spliced from 6 exons. Lineage: Eukaryota; Perkinsozoa; Perkinsida; Perkinsidae.
AUGCGUACCUCCAGCAAGAAUGGGAACCUCACACUACAACCUGCUGGCGUUGAACAUAUCAUCGAUGUCAGCAAGAAACGUAACAUACCUCUAGCGCUGCGACUCACCGUGGACUCUGGUGGAUGCGGCGGCUUCCAGUACUACUUCGACCUCGUCCCUGCCGAUUCAGCUACUGCAACAGACAACAAGGUGGAGGCUGAUGAUGGCUCAGUCGUGAUGCUGGUAGAUGCACUGUCUGAGUCUUAUCUCGAUAACUGCAAGGUGGACUUCGUUGAGGAGAUGAUAGGUUCUAAGUUUGUGGUCAGCGAAAACAAGCUAGCUGAAUCGGCUUGCUCCUGUGGUGCUAGUUUCAAUGUCGGCUUCUGA